GAUGCGGGCAGACUGCUGUACCUGGGGCAGAACGAGUGGGCCCACGUUAACUGCUGCCUGUGGUCUGCUGAGGUGUACGAAGACAACGGAGCUCUGCUCCAAGUACACAGUGCUGUCUCCAGGGGGCGCUACAUGGUAGGAAUGCAUAGAACUUCACCAUAGUUGCAUCUCAAAUGGCACCCUGUUCACUAUAAACUGCACUACUUUCGACCAGGGUCCUAUAUAGUGCACUAUUUUUGACCAGGGCCCAUAGUGAACAAUGUAGGAAAUAGGGUGACAUUUGGGACACCUCCCACAUACCAAAGCUGCAGUACAUCCUUACCCAAUAGGCUUUGUAUUCAGGCAUAAGUGUGCAGUUGCCCGUUUGUAACAUUGUCAUAAGAUAACAUCAACUUUAUUGUUCCAAUAAGAGAAUUUGCAAGUCAGCGUUUUUAUCAUUCUCUGUUUUCUUUCCUCUCCUUCCACUCGUUCCACCUUUCUUCCCUACAGCGCUGUGAGCGUUGUGGCCAGGCGGGGGCGACGGUGGGCUGCUGUCUCUCGUCUUGCCAGAGUAACUACCACUUCAUGUGCGCCCGCGCCCGCAACUGUGUCUUCCAGGAGGACAGGAAGGUCUUCUGCUCCAGGCACCGCGACCUUGUCAGUGAGAAGGUGAACCUUUAUAUAUGGGCUAAUGAGGCACACACACACAGAGAGAGAAACAAACAUAUAGUUAUCUUUCCAACCGUGAGCACCACCACUUUCACUGUGGUCAGCAGCAUUCAAACUUAUUGUGUAGCAUUAGGGCAUAUGUUAUGUCUCAGGACACAAACACCUACGUCUCAGGAUUUACGCUCCCUUUUCCCCUCCUCUCCAGAUGGUGUCUGGGAAUGGGUUUGAUGUUCUCCGGCGGGUCUACGUGGACUUCGAAGGGAUCAGCCUCCGUAGGAAGUUUCUGACUGGCCUGGAGCCAGAGUCUAUAAAUAUGACCAUCGGUGAGUAUGGUACAUCCCCAAUGGCACCCUAUUCCCUAUGGAGUGCACUAGUUUUAACCCUUUACACUUGUGGGAAUUGGCCUAUAUGGAUAGGGUUAAAAAUAAAUAUUUUUUACUGAAGAAAUAUGGAAAUGCAUUACCAUGGUAGCAAUUAAAAGGGAACAGUUUGGAUAUUAUGGGGAAAUUAUUAGACUAAAGGUGAGGACACAGCAGUUCACCAAACAUUACACUGUUGAUUUUAUGUGCAUUUUACAUUUACUGUACUUUUCGCUGCAUUUGUUGAUAACGAAAUCUGAAAAUACUAUGGAUACAUUCAGUAACUUAAUAAGAAUAUUAUUGAAAAAUGUGGGGUAGAUUCAACUAGGGGUGGGCGAUAUGAACAAAAAUUCAUUUCACGAUAUUUUCCACUGUCCGGAAGAUAACGAUAUAUCACGAUAUACUGUAAAACAUUUUUUUUUACAUUUUAUGAGCCCUUCAAAGUUAAUAAAUUACUAAAUAUUGCUUUUAACCUUAUAGAAACAGAAAGGGGGCAUUGCACAUUUAAAAAAGUAUUAUUUGUUUUACUUCUGUGGUAAACCUGUGCAAACAUGAAACAUAAACAAAGGUAUAUGAGUUAAAUAAAUAUGCAGUAACAUUUUAUGAACAAAUAUUUAAAGUACUCAGGAUGUAAACCUUUCCCUGCCAAUUAUAAGAAGUGCAGCCUUUUUUCAUAUAACACUGGUCAUUAUAAAUUCAAGUUGUAAACCUUUUCAAAUUAACUUCAAGCAUUAACCAGACAGUCUGUAUGUUUCUCAGUUCAGCAUGUAACAAUUCACUGCCUCCAUCUUCACAAGUUCCUUGCCAGGAACACCAGCCUAUUGACAGUUUCUGGCUUCAAAGUUGCCCUGUGACAUGUGACCACAUUGCCCCCAGUGCUAAAUGCUCUCUCAGAGGGCGCAUUGUGGCAGGGAUGCAUAAGUAUUUAUUUGUCAGACAACUAAAUUGUGGGAAGUUGGAUGCGUGAACUUGCCACCACUCCAAAGGAUCAGCCUCAGUGUCUGCUGCCAUCAUCAGAGUGUAGCUGUCCAGCCAUUGCUUGAUGACCUGUCUCUGGGUUCUUAACGCAGGUACACUACUGGUUUUCUUAAAGAAGCUCGCAAGGCUCUUCUUGGACUUCUUUGCUGAUUGUGGAGCAGUGGUAGCUUCUUUCUCUCUCUCACUCUGGUCCUCUUCAAAAGAGACGUCUCCCACGGCUGUGUUCCCUACCAGGAGGGCUUCUGUCUCGGAGGCAGCUCUCACCUUCACCUCCACCAGCUUCUCAGUGGUCAUGUAGGUGGUCUUGAACCUUGGAUACAGAAAGGUAGCCAUGGUGAGCAGCUCAUCUGUUUCAGGGUCGGUGUAUUCGUCAUUCAGUUAAUUGAGGACCCUCAUCUUAAUCUCUCCGGUCAGUUUGGCUUCGCCCUCAUUUGAUUUGAGAACCUCCGUCUUGAACAAAUGGAGGACCGGCUUCAGAUAGGACACACUCACGUAUGUCUCUCCUGACAGGGCAUCUGUGAAAUCCUGGAGGGGCUUAAGUGCUGCCGUGAUAGAUUCAAAGACCUCAAUGUCUUGCCAGGAGGGUGCAAGGUCACGUGUUAUUUUGCCUGCUGCCAGGACUUGUGUGAUGGCCUUUUCCUGCUCCAGGACUCUUUCCAUCAUCUGCAGUCAAGAUCCCCACCUUGUCAGGGAUUCCGUGAUGAGCUUGUGGAGGGCCAGGCUCAGUUUAUCCUGUGCACUUGUCAGGGCCUUCUGCUUCUUCCAACUAUAGGAAAAUGUGCUGACCACUUUCUUGCACACUCCUGUGGCCCAGGAAACCCGAGGUUUGUUUUGGACACUCCUCUCUGCAAAAUAAAAAGGUGAAAAAUAAUGACAUAUGAAUCACAAUUAUUCAAUAGAAAUAACAUAGCAUCUGCUGUAAUUACAACAAUUUACAGCAUGGACACUGGACAUGAUUACACAUUUAAUCCAUCUAUAGAUUUACAAACAACUGUUGUGAUUAAGAGAGCUAUGUUGCUUUAGAAAACGGGAUCAUUUAUUGAGUAGGCUAUUUAUUAUUUAAAGAGAGGAUAGAUUCAUAUAUUGAAACCAUAGGCUAAUGUAUCAAUUAUAAAUAAAAGCACUGUAAUCCAUGUAAUGUUUGGAUAUUGCACACAUUUACAAAUUACAAAUAUUCUAGAUUUGCAUAGCUGUAUAUAUCCGGCUUAACGUAUAAGAAGGAUCAGGCAGUGUAGUCAGCUCUAACUUUAAACAGAGGAGAUAAGGAAUACAAUAGUUAUUCUGCAUUUUAUGUUUUUUUAAAAGUUACAUUAUUUUUCUACCUAGCUCUAUGUGUUUUGGACAUUGAAACUUACCAAUAGCAAUGUGUAGCCUGUGUCCGAAACACCCUAGUCUUGUCCAUUUGUUCAGCUCCAAUGCUUUGACCAUGUUCGAUCCGCUGUCGGUAGUCAUACAUACUUGACGUGACUCUUUCAAGCCCCAGCAUGAAAGUGCCUCCCUCAGCCCAGCUGCAAUUAUUUCUCAGGUGUGGUCAUCUGGGAAAUAAGAGGUCUGAAGGCAUUUGCUUUGCAGCUUCCAGUUGUCGUCAAUGUAAUGAAUCGUGAGGCUAAUGUAUGGCUCUGUGGUCCGGCUUGACCAUAAAUCUGCAGUGGUAGAGAAUAAUUCAGCGUUACAGAUUUCGUUGGCAACUCUGUCCCGACAUUCUGUAUAGAGUUCUGGCAGACAUGUUUUGCUGAAGUAUUUGCGGCUCGGGAUCUCGUAUCUUGGGUCUAGACCUCAAAUCAACUUUCUGAAACAGUCUUUCUUCACAGUUUGAAUUGGUUCCAUGUCUUUCGCUAUGUGAUACGUAAUUGCACUCGUUAUCGCAUUCCACUUCUUGCUCUUCUUGUCGUAGAGAGUACCACUAACGAAUGACGCCUUGGGCACCGAGUGGCGCAGUGGUCUAAGGAACUGCAUCGCAGUGCUAGCUGUGCCACUAGAGAUCCUGGUUCGAAUCCAGGCUCUGUCGUAGCCGGCCGCGACCGGGAGACCCAUGGGGCGGCGCACAAUUGGCCCAGCGUUGUCCAGGGUAGGGGAGGGAAUGGCCGGCAGGGAUGUAGCUCAGUUGGUAGAGCAUGGCGUUUGCAACGCCAAGGUUGUGGGUUCGAUUCCCACGGGGGGCCAGUAUGAAAAAUAAAAAAGAAUGUAUGCACUCACAAACUGUAAGUCGCUCUGGAUAAGAGCGUCUGCUAAAUGACUAAAAUGUAAAUGUAAUGAGUGACAGCUGAGUGCGGGUCUGGCUUGAAGAUGUCUUGUGACUUGCUCUGCUGCUCCGGGUGUUUGUUGCACGCAUUCUGGUAGAUUCUUCAUAUUCGCGAACAUGCAGGAUUUUCAGGUGGUGAAAAAGAUUGCUGGUGUUUCGACCUUUUGGCUAGCACAAAGCGUCUACACAACGUACACAGUACUGUGUGUUGGCCGAGGUCGGAUAUCUUAAAGCCAAACCAGUUCCAAACGACAGAGGAGGCCCCCUUUUUUCCAACCAAUUCUUCGUCAUCUUGCAAAUCAACCUCAAUAUCGUUAUUUUCGGACACUUUUGCUAACGAAAGGAGUUUACUUCACUAAAUGUUCGCUUACUCUGCAGUUGCGCUUGUUUGUUGACUCUGAUUGGCAGGCAGAUUGCGUGUAACGUCCAUGCUUCUAGCUUUUUUCUUUGCUAAAAAAGGCUGUUUCUAGUAAAAUAAACCAUUUGAACUAGCCCACUAGGCUGUAUCACUCAACAGAAUUUUUGAACGAAACAAAAACGCCUUAUUUCAUGCAUUAAUUUAUCAUGAUAUGCACGAUAUGGCAAAAUCCAUAUCAUGGCACAACGUCAUACUGGUAUUCACAUUCAUACCGGUAUACCGCCCAUCCCUAGAUUCAACAUAAGACCCCAAAAAAAUGCAAAGGGUUUGAGUGAGAGGUCAAACUGGUGUCUCCAAGUGGCCACACCUCUCCAAAGUGUACACAGUUCCUUAGUAAAUUCAAGGCACUUUUAUGACUCAAAGAAGAGUCUUCAACUAUAAGGUGCUUUUUUGAGCUCUCCUAGCUAUGCCUUUUGAGGAACUAGAGCAAGCACACUUGUAGUUGUUUUGUUUGGAACACAGCCCUGCAUUCCCGCCAUCACACAAUUACUGUUUAUGCAAUCCAAAAACGGUCCAUUAUAAAUUGUAAUCUGGGUCAGGUGGGCAUCAUAUAAAAGCUUGUUCUAUUACGAACAUGACAUGCUAGAUCUUAGUGUUAGGCUUUCACAAGGCAAUUCAGAGAAGCAGAUCGUAACUUUUGUGUGCAUAGAAAGGAGUCAUGAGUGCAUUCAGAUGCAUGGUCCGUGGCAAAUGUUCUUCACAAUACAACAAACAGGCUCAUUCUGUUAAGGACAACCCAGGGCAUGAAGCCAUGUCAUCUUGUAACUGUACAUCAAACAUAGUGAUCGUAAACGUUGACACUGUAUAUGACAUGAGUUUUAUAUGGAAAUGUGAAGAGCACAUUUGGACUUGCUUGUAUGACAUAAAACUGGUAUUUAUUAUAAUCCUCUACGUCUCAUCAUUCAAAAUACAAAGUCCUCUUAAUUUACAGCAGUUCUCUCACUCAAACAAAAAAACAUUUGCAAAACCUCUCGUCGCGCGCAGUGCUCAAAUUCAGAACGGCUGUCAGUCAAAACCCAUACAGAGCUGUGAAGCGGAGACCCUGAGCUCUGACGUCAUGUAUAGCAUGUUACUGUACAGCCACUGCGUUCCAAUUUAGGAACAUAUCACUGUCCAAAUCUACCAUUUUUAACCUGUAUACGGGUACGAGUGUAAAGGAUUAAUGAGCCCCGGGCUCUGGUCAAAAGUAGUGCACUACAUUGGGGAAUAGGGUGCCAUUUGUGACAAUGUCAAUGCGCUCCCUGCUUUUGAUUUGGAUGGUGUGACCCAUAUGCUUUAAAAGUAUUGCCAGUAAGGGAUUUAAUUUAUAUUACCGCCAACCAUCAUUCCCCUUUUUAUUUGUGAAACCCUUUGAAACCAUCCAUCUGUUUCCUUCUAUAUCCAGGCUCUCUGCAGAUCAACAGGCUGGGUGUGCUGACUGAACUAUCAGCCAAUGGAGCGAGGUUGUGUCCUGUGGGCUAUCAGUAAGUGACCAAUAAUCCACGUGACUAGACAUCGACAGCAUCCAUUUUGAUUCCUGUUGUUUUGAAUAGUCAAUUUGUGAAUAAUGUAAUCAGGGUUGUCAUUGUCUUGUUUAAUAUACUGUUAAUAUAAGAUUUAUGAGAAUGGUAAUAUAAAACUCCUGAGUUACUUUGUUGGAUAACUUCCCUCGAGUUCAUUUUAAAAUAUUGGGUUGUUUUAUAUAUUUUACUUUACUCACCUUUUCCCUCUUCUCCUUCCCUUCCCUCCCUCCCUUCCUCCGUUCAGGUGCUCUCGGCUGUACUGGAGCACAGUGGACCCUCGGCGGCGCUGUAAGUACACCUGUAAGGUGACAGAGGUGUGUUCUCCACUCCCAGAGAAGCCAGGGGAACCACUGUGGUGGGACCAGGAGGAGAACCAAACCAUAGCCCACAGCCCCAGCUACUACAAAGGUCAGCAAACCCAUACACCUAACCUGCCCCUAUCUUGGAGUAGGAUGGAGCACUUCAAUGGAUAACCUUGAUGUCCCAUAUUUUAUAUUUCUUUAUUUUCUAUUGAAAUAAAUGGAUAAGUAUAACAACUUAAGUACAUGAGGAUCGUUCAAUAUUUCCUAUUCAAAGGGGACAAUCUACUAAUUCUCAAAGUGGACUCUUCAAAGUUAAUAAUGCUCCUUUUUUGUUCCUUGACCAGAAAUGGAGAUUACAGAGGCUGUGAUGAGUCCUCCGCCCAUUGAUGUAUCUCCCAGCACCACCUCGUCUCCCCUGAAACAGGAGCCUGGGGCCAAAACCCCAGGUUAUUCACAAACCAGGAGACCAGCAGGAGGAACAUCUCGACCUCUUCCCUCCCCAGGUAACACUGCUCCCUUAGACAUUAAGUUUGAUAUCAAUGCCAGUUCAUAUCAGUUUAAUAUCUAGGUCAGUUAACAGCUAAAUAUCUCUGCUUUAUUGAGGAAAGUUUUUAUUUAAUAUGUUGUCUUACCUAGCUACCUUAAAUUGAAUGCACUGACUGUAAGUCGCUUAGGAUAAGAGUUUGCUAAAUGACCUCAAUGUAUAAUGUUAAUAUCACUCUUCCACCAUGACACUGACUGGUGAUCCUCUUCUCUCUAGGGAGUGCCAUGUCCAAAUCCCACCACAUCUUGACUCUCAGAGACCUGGACGAUACCCGCCGGCCGCGUCGCCUGUCUCUGAGCUGCCACUCAGGGGACUCCUCCUCCCCCACCGACAGCCUCGCGGGACCAAUGACGCUCCGUUCAGGGGGCACCCUCCACCCCAGGUCCCUCCCCUUCAGCUCCCCUCCCAGAACCAGCGAAAACCUCCUGAGUUCCCAUCGGCGAGUACGACCUUGUGCUGGCUCCUCCAGCUGGGGCUCCCCUCCCUUGUCCCUCUCCAGUCUUACCUCUCCUCUCUCCCUGCGGCCUGGCGCCGCCGGCAGCCCUCCCUCCAACCUCCCUUUGGCCUUCCGCCACUCCUCCAGGAUCAGACAGCCAUUCAAAAUCAAAACUCCAGUGUCUGCUGAGGUGCCACAAUACUUUUUAGCUUCAUCCGAGCCAGAGAAAGCAGUGGAGGCGCCCUCAAACGGAAUCACAUUGACAGCAAAUAACAUGGAGGAAGACACAGACGUCAGCCCCCUGAUGUCGGAUCAGGACUUGCCCUUCACAACAUUUGAUGUGGCUGACGCAGACGUGGCGGUGGCCUCGGUGCUAAAUGCCAAGCUGGAGUUUGACGAGGCCUUGCUGAACGAGAAUGUGGCGCUUCACUGUGGAGGGUCCCAGACAGGUGGAGGAGAUAUGGAAGAGGAGGCACUAGAGGAGGAGACCCAGAGCCAGACUCAGGGUAGGGACAACAUGGAUGCCAACAACAAGGCCCCAGUAUUAAUUAAAGCCAUGGCCUCUAAAGAUGAUCUGGAGAAUGGUUCCUCAGACGAAGACAUGGAUCACUACUUGAAGUUCUCUCGUACGGUGGUGGUGUGUGAAGCCUCCAAGGACUCAGGGCAGGCAGGUCUCCCUCUCCCCCCACCACCACCUACGUCUCAGUCCAUCGCACAGCUUGAUGGAGCAGAUAACGGCUCUGAGAGUGACUCGAGUGAGGCUACCGGCGAUCAGGAAGAAACUCACGAAGAGGGGAAGAGUGGGGAAGCUCAGGGGGCUGACAGUCAACAAGUGUUUGAAACCUGUGACCCAAAUAAUGACAUGUCUAUUGAAGAGGAGGUUCUGGUGGACUCUGACCAAACUGAAUCCCAGAAUGAGGUUCUUCUGGACCCCAGUAGUGGCCAUUUUGUUUCGGCUGACGACGGCACCAGAGUGUACCUGGCUAAUAAUAAAAAAGCAGCUCUUGAUGACAGCGAUAGUGACAGCUCUGGCUCCUCUACAGAUUCUCUCGUUGGAGUGGAUGACGAGAUGGGAGACCCAGACUUCGAGCCGGAACCCAAACCAAACCAAAAAUCACCUCCUGUAAAAACCAUCAAAGUCAUGCAACGCCCUAGUCCUGUGAGCAUGAAAACUAUUCAACCUAAACCCACACCAACGCAGAAGAAAGUCAUCAGGGUGACCCUACCCUCUGGACCUGCUCUGCCUCUGAAUGUAGCCUCCUCUUCCCCACCCAUCGCUGUUCGAACCGUUCCAAGGACAGUCCCCUCCACCACCUUCCCGACCCAGUUUGUAAUAAACGGCAUGAACUCUAUACCCUUACAGACAGGUGCCACUAGGGGCAGAGCUAUCGCUAUCCGCCUGGCCACCCCUAGACAAGAAGCUCAGCAGCAGCUGACGGCCACUAUUCUGUCUGGUGCCUCCAACUCAGCCCCGUCCCCUCAGGUUCUGCUAGUCAACCGUCAAGGUCAGAUUCUGAUGAAAGAUCCAAAUACCAACACCUUCCAGACGGUCAGCACCAGCUCCCCUUCCUACAGCCGCAUCAGCCAGAUCGCCAAGAUGAUCCACAGCAGUGGUGCCCUGCCGCGCGCAGUUCCACAGGUGGUGGUCGUACCCUCUACGUCAACACCCUCACCACGGACAGCCGUCUUCCAUAGUUCACAUCUCAUCACCAGUAACAGAAACAACACCACCACACCAACCACCAUCUCUAACAGAAAUAACACCACACCAGCAAGCAACACCAAUCUCCUGAUCAGGGCCCCACAGAGUUUGCAUGAUGGGCGAGUGCUGGUCCAAGCCAUGCCCGUGACGAGUGAACCAGUGAGGGUCAAGUGCGUCUCUGUGCCCGGCAACCAGGCCCAAGCUAUUUUAGACAGAGCCAUGGCUACUCAUCGCGAGCCCACUCGGAUACGGCCUAAUAUCCUCAGGGUGAGCCCGUCCCACCUGAGCCCAUCCCAGUUCCAGGUCCAGCCCUUCUUCAACAAGCUCCAGUCCCCUGUAGCCAUCUCAGCCGCUCAUGGACAGAUGCUCCGCCACGAGCCAGCCACUGUACCCGAGUCCCACUCCCAGUCCCAGGUCCGCGUCAAGAGAGUGUCCUCCGUCGCUGAGCGUCCCGGCAAGAAGAAAUGCAAGACUGAUUUCCUGCCGCAGUCGCCCUCUUGUGACCUGGAUGACCUAGAUGGCAGCAGGUAAGGCAGAGUACCAUAUGUACAAUAUGAGAUGUAUUAUUUUACUUUUAAUCUUGUAACCCUGACUGCACUACACAUUUUCCAAUUGGGACAACGAAGAUAUUGAUUGAUAGAUUUUUACAGACUAAAAGCCACUGUUGUUUUCCUCACACAGAAAUAGUGGCGUUCGUAUCAAAGCCCCAACAAUGAAAGAUGUGCUGGAUCUGGACCAGGAGAAAGUUGAGCUCAAGGUCAUCUCACCACCAGAACCUGAGAAGAUCAGGUUAGUUUCUUCUCAAACACGACCAUAGCAAGAUGGAUGCCACAAAUACACACUGCAAGGUUAAUUUUAAAUCCCAAAAAUAAUUGUAUGAUGCAUAGGUCUUAGUGGUUAUGGUGAAGAAAAAGAACAACACCCAGGCUAAUCCAUUCCCUCAAUAUAAUAUUUCCCCCCUGAAUAUAAAAAGCCGCUCCCUCAAUUCUAUUAAUCCAUUCCCUUAAUUUAUUAAUUUUUUCCCUUGGUUCUCCCCUGCAGAUUCGAGCAGAUGUCCUUAUCAUGGAUUGAUCAGAGUUAAUUGAAUUCUUCUUCAAUCUGGGCUUGAAAUAAAUAAAAUCAAAGUGUAUUAGUCGCGUACACAGAUUUGCAGAUGUAAUAGCAAGUGCAGCGAAAUACUUGUUUCAAAGAUUUUUUGUUGUUUGAAUAUGUUGUUGAUAACCUCACUCUUACUGACUUUUUACUCCCCUUUCAGAACCAUGGCUGACUUUAUAAAUGAUCGUUCAAAUGAUAAGCUACUCCUGACUCCUUGAGGAUUUGUGUAGCCUAUCUCUAGGCUUAUAAGAAUGGCAUUCACCUUAUGUAGGCCUACCACAGUCCCAUUCCCACUUGGCCGAUAACAUAAUUGCAGCCUAAAUGUAAUUCUAUUUAGUUAAUUACAUGCUUCACAUGGUGAUGAUCGCUGACCAUUCAACAGCUUAUUUCCAGUUUCAAUGUUUUCAUAUGCAUACGAAUCAUAAGGGCAAAUAAUAGCAUGCAAAACCCCUUAAUUAGGCAAAGUAAUUUCAAUAGCCUGAAAAAUGAGGAGCCUCGCUAGCAGUCAUAACUGAAUGAUGCAAACCAAAUACACUUUGUGCAAACUCAGAUUCAUGCCACUUGGACAACAUGAACAUUGUCCAUUUUGCGCGCCUCUCAUCCCUGCGACCCAGUGUUUUACCGGCCUCAUGCAUAUAGUUAGGGCUAUACGUCCAGUAAAACAUGGCACCAGCCAAGCGCUUGGAUGUGUUUAUGAUUGUUAACAAUUGUGCAUGUGAAUCAUCAAAGGCAGAAGGGAAAGUCAUGUGAAUUUAUUGUGCAUAAUUUCCAAGAGGCUUCGGUGUUAACAGGUGCAAUGAUGUGCUCUCAUCCCUGCACUAGGCAGGAAUUCCGUCUGGAUCUGCUCUAUGAUAUUAGCUGUUCUAUAGUCUGUCUAUACUCCGGCAGAGUUCGUUAGCUACCUAUCCUAGCUUGACAAUUGGCUAAUAUCCAGGUGAACGUACUGUCAUCGCAACAAAGCAAAUAGCUAUCAGUUUUAGUUAUGAACGUAGAUGGUUUAAAGCGGCUCUGGCUCUAUCUGUGCCUGGUUGGCUAAGUCGCUAUACAGCUAUAGCGAGCAAGAUGCCUAGCUACCAACUAAAUUAGUCACGCACGCACACAUGCAAACACACACACAGCAGCAAGUUUCUGGAUUUCUGGGAAAGGGGUGCAGAGUGCGACAGAAUGCCGAUUCAGAGGACAAUUACAUGAUUGAGCGAACAAAUUCAUAAAUUAAGGGAAUGUCUUAAUAAAAUUGAGGGAAUUACUUUUUAUAUUAAGGGAACUAAAUGAAAAAAUGAGGGAACGGAUUAGCCUAGCUGAUCUUUUUGUCUCCACCAUGACCCAUAAGCGUACAUAGGUGCUCUUUUAUUAAUACAGUCAGUCCACCAUCACAUUUCUUUUUUGGAACGAUUUAACCCAGAUGAGCACCCCUUUCCAUAGAAGCUUUCAGUAGCACAGCAAUAUCUAAACUCUAUUACAGCUUAGUUUUAAUUAAUUAAUAUAACACCAUGUCUGUGUUCUGUCCUAUAGACCACCUCCCAUACCUCAGAUGGAUCGUCCACCCAGCAGCAGCACCACUCAGAGUAGCAGCAACAUCCAUGGGAAAACCCACGUGUGGGUCAGUGCGCGCCAUGGAGAUCUCUCUGACUGGGGUCCCUACUCAGGUGGGCAAUCCUCUUUUUUUUAUUCAACCAAAACCCAUAUUUGAAGUCUGUUGUUAUGAAUGAUAUUUAUAAUUUCUGAUUAAAAAAAAUCUGACUUAACCUUCCUAUUCUUAACACACUUCAAACCGCUCAGGUUUUAGCUCAGACGACGACAUGUCGCCACCUAAACAGGACAAGACAAGGUUCGCCCACAGGAACCAGCCCCACCUGCGCUUUGAGAUCACCAGCGAUGAUGGCUUCCAUGUACAGGCAGACAGCAUAGAGGGUAAGAAUCUCAGCCUAACUACAGAAACAGUAGUUGUAGAUACAGUGGCUUGCGGAAGUAUUCAACCCCCUUGGCAUCUUUCCUAUUUUGUUGCCUUAGAACCUGGAAUUAAAAUGGAUUUUGGGGGGGGUUGUAUCAUCUGAUUUACACAGCAUGCCUACCACUUUGAAGAUGCACAAUUUUAUUUGUGAAACAAACAACAAAUAAGACAAAAAAACUGAACUUGAGCUUGCAUAACUAUUCACCCCCCCAAAGUCAAUACUUUGUAGAGCCAUCUUUUGUAGCAAUUACAGCUGCAAGUCUCUUGGGGUAUGUCUCUAUAAGCUUGGCACAUGUAGCCACUGGGAUUUUUGCCCAUUCUUCAAGGCAAAACUGCUCCAGCUCCUUCAAAGUUGGAUGGGUUCCGCUGGUGUAAAGCAAUCUUUAAGUCAUACCACAGAUUCUCAAUUGGAUUGAGGUCUGGGCUUUGACUAGGCCAUUCCAAGACAUUUAAAUGUUUCCCCUUAAACCGCUCGAGUGUUGCUUUAGCAGUAUGCUUAGGGUCAUUGUCCUGCUGGAAGGUGAACCUCCGUCCCAGUCUCAAAUCUCUGGCUUUUUUCUGCCAACUCUUCCGUAAAGCCCAGCUCUGUGGAGUGUACGGCUUAAAGUGGUCCUAUGGACAGAUACUCCAAUCUCCGCUGUGGUGCUUUGCAGCUCCUUCAGGGUUAUCUUUGGUCUCUUUGUUGCCUCUCUGAUUAAUGCCCUCCUUGCCUGGUCUGUGAGUUUUGGUGGGCGGCCCUCUCUUGGCAGGUUUGUUGUGGUGCCAUAUUCUUUCAAUUUUUCCAUAAUGGAUUUAAUGGUGCUCCGUGGGAUGUUCCAAGUUUCUGAUAUUUUUUUAUAACUCAACCCUGAUCUGUACUUCUCCACAACUUUGUCCCUGACCUGCUUGGAGAGCUCCUUGGUCUUCAUGGGGCCGCUUGCUUGGUGGUGCCCCUUGCUUAGUGGUGUUGCAGACUCUGGGGCCUUUCAGAACAGGUGUAUAUAUACUGAGAUCAUGUGACAGAUCAUGUGACACUUAAAUAAAGUCCACCUGUGUGCAAUCUAACUAAUUAUGAGACGUCUGAAGGUAAUUGGUUGCACCAGAUCUUAUUUAGGGGCUUCAUAGGAAAGGGGGUGAAUACAUAUGCACACACCACUUUUCCGUUAUUUAUUUUGUAGAAUUCUUAGAAAAAAAUAAAAAUAUUUUCACUUCACCAAUUUGGACUAUUUUGUGUAUGUACAUGACAUGAAAUCCAAAUAAAAAUCAAUUUAAAUUACAGGUUGUAGUGCAACAAAAUAGGAAAAAUGCCAAAGAGGAUGAAUACUUUUGCAAGGCACUGUAUAGCUAUUCCUAUUUCUAUAUAAAAGUGUUCUCUAUGCAGGAUCUGUUGGUACUGGCUUUUAAGUCCCAGACUAGGCUUAAUCUGAGUCCAGUAAACUGACCCAGUGUAGUAUAAUUUUUUUACUUUGUUAUUCAUAUCCUUUUUUUUCUUUCUUGCCUCUCCCUCCCUCAGUGGCGUGGCGAGCGGUGACUGACGGCGUCCUGGAGGCCCGAGCAGGGUUCCAUUUGAAGGCUUUGCCCCUUGGAGGAGUGAGCGGGGCGCGGGUUCUGGGCCUGCUCCACGACGCUGUCAUCUUCAUACUGGAGCAGCUGCAGGGCGCCGCCGGGUGUAAACAACAUCGCUUUCGCUUCCACCGCUACGACACCCUCGACGACGAGCUGCCCAUCAACCCCAGCGGCUGUGCCCGCGCCGAGGUCUACUCGCGGUAAGAACCAAGCACUGAUGUCUGUGGUUAAAAUAGGCAUGUUGAGGACCGAGUCAUCUCGCCAUAAGAUCGCCAUAAUUUUAUCCCUUAAUUGAAUGUAGAGGUUAUUUUCAUUUUUAAGCUUACUGUCAGAAAAUGUAAAGUCAUUGAAUCUGAAUGUUGUAGCCUGAAUCCUACAUCUCCUGCAUUUAGAAGAUGAAAUGACUGCAGCUAUAACAAAUUCCCUCUCUGCCUCUGUUCCCUCACAGGAAGUCAACCUUCGACAUGUUCAACUUCUUGGCAUCUCAACACAGACAGCUGCCUGACAUCAUGUCGACGCCAUGUGACGAGGAGGAUGACGAUGUCCCACUGAAAUCCACUAGGUUAGACAACUCCACAAUUACCAUUGAGUUAAUACGUAAAAAUGUAUGCACACAUGACUGUAAGUCGCUUUGGAUAAAAGCGUCUGCUAAAUGGCAUAUUAUAUUAUUAUUUAUGGUGUAUCUUUAUUAUUGUUCGUUUUUUUCUGAGUGAAAUAAGUUCUAACCUACUGUAUUCUCCAUGUUCCUAUCUAAUAGACGAGCCACCAGCACAGAGCUUCCCAUGGCUAUGCGCUUCAGACACCUGGAGAAGACCUCCAAGGAAGCAGUAGGGGUUUACAGGUAAAUAAGAGAUAAUAUUAUACUAUUCAUAUUAUUACUAUUAUGAUUACUUUGUUUUUUAGGGUAAAAUACUUCAUACUUACUAUUUUUCUCUUUCACUCUUUCUUUGAUAUUUUCCUUAUCCUAGGUCUGAAAUUCACGGACGUGGUCUGUUCUGCAAGAGGAACAUUGAGGCAGGGGAGAUGGUGAUCGAGUACGCAGGCAACGUCAUCCGUGCUGUUCUCACAGACAAGAAAGAGAAAUACUAUGACAGCAAGGUUGGUCAACAAAAUCAAUGGAGUGAUCAAGGUCUCAUCAGCAAUGCAUCUCAUUUAGGAAAAUACAGCAAUGCAAAAAAUACAGCAAUCCAUCUAAUUUCAGAAAAUACAAUGCAAAAAAAUACAGCAAUGCAUCUUGUUUCAGAAAAUAAAACAAUACAAAAAAUACAGCAAUGCAUCAAAUUUCAUUCAAUAACUAAAUAUAUUUUUACCAUUUGCGAUAAUACAGUUUAAUCUGCACGCUUAGAUUUUUUACAUGUAUUCAUGAUGUGCGGCUUAUAGUGUGUGUCUUGUGUAUUUAUAGUAUAUUUAUUGGUGUUUUUAUAGCUGGUGCAAACAUUUCCCCUUUGGGUUUUUAAUUAAAUAUUAUCUUUGGCUUCUAAAACCCUCUUAUCUCCUCGUCAGGGCAUCGGCUGUUACAUGUUCCGCAUUGAUGACUUUGAUGUGGUUGACGCCACCAUGCACGGCAACGCCGCCCGUUUCAUCAACCACUCGUGCGAGCCCAACUGCUAUUCACGUGUCAUCCUCGUGGACAGCCACAAGCACAUUGUCAUCUUCGCCCUGCGUAAGAUCUACCGCGGCGAGGAGCUCACCUAUGACUACAAGUUCCCCAUCGAGGAUGACGGCAGCAAGCUGCACUGUAACUGUGCCGCCAGGCGCUGCCGCCGCUUCCUCAACUAG
Coregonus sp. 'balchen' is the source of this 15501-nucleotide messenger RNA. NCBI's taxonomy places the organism in Eukaryota, Metazoa, Chordata, Actinopteri, Salmoniformes, Salmonidae. The record is from the annotation of a GenBank genome assembly.